AUGCCUCGUCGGUUUAGCAACAACUCCUCCAACGACACCUCUUCCAACUCUCCGUCCUUUACACCCUCUUCGGGAAAGGGCGGUUUCUCCAUAAAGGCACCAUCGGUCAAAUCCCAUCGACUGUCCCAGUUCUUCUCGACAUCACCCAAGUCCUCCAGGGUCGAGCCUCAACCUUCCCAGGCCGCACCGCAGUCCACGGGGGCCAACCCUUCCAACGUCACGCCGAUCAGCUCGGCAUCACUGUCCUUACCGACAAUCUCUUUGUCUACUGCCACGGCUGAUAAUCCGAAUAUGGACGAGAUGCCAACCACCUUAUUCCAGCCUCCGACUCCUGAGGAGGCCCGUCGGCUGGCGAAGCAACAUGCCCAAUUCGGUCCUAUCGGUCACCCCAGCCACCGGUACUCCAGUCGGCACCCUGGCGGUGUCUUCCCGGAGCCGGUGAUGGAUGAGCCGCCGUAUUAUUACUUGCUUACUACCUACAUCAGCUACCUAAUUCUAAUUGCUUUCGGACACGUCCGUGAUUUCUUUGGCAAACGUUUCCGCGAAGAAAACUACCGCCACCUCAAGCCUCGCAACGGCUACGGCGCACUCAACAGUGAUUUCGACAACUUCUACGUCCGUCGUCUCAAGCUGCGUAUUAACGACUGCUUCGAGCGUCCCACUACUGGUGUCCCCGGACGAAAUAUCACUUUGAUCGACCGUGCUACCGAUGACCACAAUCACCAUUUCUACGAGACCGGUACUACCACCGACACAUUGAACCUGAGCUCCUACAACUAUCUCGGUUUCGCUCAGUCUGAAGGACCCUGUGCCGACCAGGCCGAAGAGUCUGUCCGCAAGUACGGCAUUGCCACUCCCAGCACUCGCGCGGAGGCCGGAACUCAAGAUCUUCAUGUUGAGGUUGAGGAGCUGAUUGCCCGCUUCGUGGGCAAAGAGUCGUCCAUGAUCUUCUCGAUGGGUUUCGGUACCAACGCCAAUGUUUUCCCUGCUCUGGUUGGAAAGGGCGACCUGCUUAUUUCUGAUGAACUGAACCACGCCUCCAUUCGUUUCGGCGCUCGUCUUUCUGGCGCUUCUAUUGCCAUGUUCAAGCACAAUGACAUGAAGGAUCUGGAGCUCAAGCUCCGUGAGGCUAUUUCUCAAGGCCAACCCCGCACCCACCGCCCUUGGAAGAAGAUUCUCGUGGUUGUUGAAGGUCUCUAUUCCAUGGAAGGUUCCAUGUGUAAUCUUCCCGGUCUUGUGGCACUGAAGCACCGAUACAAGUUCAACCUGUUCGUCGACGAGGCUCACUCCAUCGGUGCCAUUGGUCCCAAGGGUCGAGGUGUGUGCGAUUACUUCAGCAUUGACACCCAGGAGGUAGACGUUCUCAUGGGUACUCUGACCAAGUCAUUUGGUGCCAACGGUGGUUACAUUGCUGCGGACAAGGCCAUGAUCGACAAACUCCGAGCUACCAACUCUGGUAUGCUCUACGGCGAGGCCCCUGCCCCUGCAAUUCUCACGCAGAUUUCCUGCGCCCUUCGGAUUAUCAACGGCGAGCUCGUGCCCGGUCAGGGUGAGGACCGUCUUCAGCGCCUGGCCUUCAAUUCCCGAUACCUUCGUCUCGGCUUGAAGCGUCUCGGCUUUAUAGUAUACGGUCAUGACGAUUCACCAAUCAUUCCUCUGCUUCUUUUCAACCCGGCCAAGAUGCCUGCAUUCUCUCACGAGAUGCUUCGGCGCAAGAUCUCCGUUGUGGUUGUUGGUUAUCCCGCUACCCCCUUGGUUUCGUCUCGCGCUCGUUUCUGUGUGUCAGCCGCCCAUACCAAGGAUGAUCUCGACCGGGUUCUGGCUGCCUGUGACGAAAUCGGCAAUGUCCUGCAACUGAAGUUCUCUACGGGCAUUGCUGGCGGCGCUCUGCCCCCAACCGAAGAGAUGGCCCCUCCGCCGGAGAUGGAGAAGGAAUGGCACCGAAAGCGCUCCGAGAAUCUCACCCCACCCCGGUGGCGGAUCGAGGAUGUCAUCCGACGCGGAGUCCAGGAUGUCAAAUCUCCUUUGUACUAG
Penicillium atrosanguineum is the source of this 2034-nucleotide messenger RNA. RefSeq names its product putative serine palmitoyltransferase 2 (gene lcb2). Gene Ontology annotation, biological process: sphingosine biosynthetic process; ceramide biosynthetic process. Gene Ontology annotation, molecular function: serine C-palmitoyltransferase activity; pyridoxal phosphate binding. The record is from RefSeq and is a predicted model, not a curated record. Gene Ontology annotation, cellular component: serine palmitoyltransferase complex. Lineage: Eukaryota; Fungi; Ascomycota; Eurotiomycetes; Eurotiales; Aspergillaceae. Bases 1 to 2034 code for a protein of 677 amino acids. The transcript has a single exon.